Molecule: messenger RNA, 1360 nt
Organism: Sycon ciliatum
Lineage: Eukaryota; Metazoa; Porifera; Calcarea; Leucosolenida; Sycettidae
Product: biogenesis of lysosome-related organelles complex 1 subunit 4-like
Exons: 5
Coding region: 101-802 (233 amino acids)
Cellular component (GO): BLOC-1 complex
Source: RefSeq, a predicted model, not a curated record
UUUUGUGUAUUUUACAACUCCCUGCCUGCCGGGUGUGAACGUGUAAUAUCUUUGCAACCAAUGUAGGGUUUGGUUUGGCGAACAGAAUUAGGGCUUGAUUAUGGCGUCUGCCAGCGAUGAAUCUGUCGUUGUUGGGUCUGCAAAACUUGAAGAGGACGAGGAAACUCCAACAGAUCCCAGCAGUCCUAGCCUUGAAGAUUCUAUCUUGGAAAGAAAUGACGACGAGGAACUAUCCGAUAACCCCGUGGAUAUGGAACAGUGUGCAAGCGCUCUGGCCGAGUUUCUUAGGAUUGACACCUCUACGCAGAUGUCGGAGUUAGAGGAACAGGUGGAGGAGCUGCUGCGUCACAGCCAGGAAGUGUGCGGCCACUUGGCUAAGAUCCAAACCGAUACCAGCUUUGCUCUACAGCACAAGAUUCCGGAGAUCCACUCUCGUGCCAUGCAGAUGAAAGGAAUGUAUGAGCAGAUUGAUAACCUUGAGGCUUUUGUUGCCCUGAUCAGCAAGAACGUUGCUGAAAUGGAGGACAGUGUUGGCAAUGCCGAGAAGCUGUUUGGCUCCAACGCGAUAAGCCGUGUCCUGAAGGGCUUUUCCAAGCCGAGCUUCUUUUCAGGGUUUGGCUCCAAGUCAAAGCCUGCAGCCGUCAAACCGGACAACAGUCGCUUUGAGGCUCCCGCGAUCUUCUGCACCGACGACUUCCUGCCCACCUCUCCGUCUGAAUCGCGUUCCGAGUUGCCGGCCGAGCCUGCUGCCGCCACCACGCCUGACGUCGCGGUCGUUGCCGACGCUUCCGAGCACGCGUGACGAACGCUCCGUUCUUUGCCUCCCACGCUUCUGAGUGGCUUCCGCCGAUACUCUGUACGUAUGCACGUUCCCAACGGGAAUCUUCGUUCUCGGCUCAUCGAUCAGUCAUUUUUAUGAUUGCUUUCAUAUCUGCGCUCCCGUUACAAAUUGUCGCGCGUGAUUGCGAGCUGCAAUACGUCAAACUUGACUAUUUUGUUCCUCAUAAAAACUCACCAACAAAAAUUACUAAAUAUAUCAUGCAUAAAACCGUCCAGCUGGUAUGGACGUACUUUUUUUAAACAUAAGUAAUAGCUAGGUAACCCACUAGCCACCACUAGCCACCACUAGGCACCGUUCUUUACUUACGGGUGAUGAGCGCUUCCUAACAAUUUACUAAUUCUCACCGUUACCAACACUCACCAUCCCCUGCUAUGCUUCAAAUCUCUAUUCAAUAUAUUUGCACUAUGAUGACACUAUCUCAUGUGCAUGUCGCGUUGCUGGGCUGUCGCGUUGCUGGGCUUGAUUUUUUACUUACUUCUCGUGCCUUCCUGGGCCGCUACUGAUUCGUUACAGGUGUUA